Mugil cephalus (flathead mullet) is the source of this 2983-nucleotide messenger RNA. RefSeq names its product adrenoceptor alpha 1D (gene adra1d). Gene Ontology annotation, cellular component: membrane. The transcript has 2 exons. Gene Ontology annotation, biological process: cell-cell signaling; adenylate cyclase-activating adrenergic receptor signaling pathway; positive regulation of cytosolic calcium ion concentration. The coding region runs from base 388 to 1896 and encodes 502 amino acids. Gene Ontology annotation, molecular function: alpha1-adrenergic receptor activity. The record is from RefSeq and is a predicted model, not a curated record. Lineage: Eukaryota; Metazoa; Chordata; Actinopteri; Mugiliformes; Mugilidae.
GUGGAGCUGAAGGUUCAGACCUGCUGUAGCAGCUCUGGCUCUGUGAUCAGGGAGUUGUUAAGAAGGAUGCCACCAGUGGAAAACCACCGCUUGGAAGGAAGAAGAAAUGGAGCUGAAUGUAUUUGACGUUUUCUUAAUAGCACUGAAUGUACAUUUGCUUUAUUCUCCAGAAUUUAUAUUUGGGCAGAUUUUAGUGAGUUGAAUACUUUUGGAAACCCUCUUCAUUUGGGUGUAGUCGUUUUAGUUUCAUCUAGUGUCACUUUUAUUUUAUUUAUUUUUUCAACAUUUGCAAACGAAAUGAAAUUUGCGAACGGCAAAUGAGAUGAGACUGAGAACACCCCUCUCUGCAGAAAACUUCCUCUGAACUUCUCUUUAUGGCGUUUUAAAAUGACUGACUCUAACUUGCGGAACCAAAGCAACCAUGGGAUGUAUUUUGCUGAAACUUUUAACGGAUCCGUUCUGGACCAGAUAUUUCCAAACGACAGCGUCAACGCAUGCAAGAACUUCACUGUGGACUCGCAGGUUGUCGGGGUCGGGGUCUUUCUCUCCGUUUUUAUUCUGGUGGCCAUCGUCGGGAAUAUUCUCGUCAUCCUGUCCGUGGUGUGCAAUAAACAUUUGCAGACCGUCACCAACUUCUUUAUUGUCAACUUGGCCAUCGCGGACCUCCUGCUGAGCAUCAUUGUGCUGCCCUUCUCCGCGUCUUUGGAGGUGCUAGGGUGCUGGGUGUUCGGUCGGGUUUUCUGCAACAUCUGGGCAGCGGUGGAUGUGCUCUGCUGCACCGCGUCCAUCCUCAGCCUCUGCAUCAUCUCCAUCGACCGCUACAUCGGGGUGAAAUACUGCCUUAAAUACCCGAGCAUUAUGACAGAUAGGAAGGCAGUGGCUAUAUUAGUCCUGGUGUGGGUGUCAUCCACUGUCAUCUCUGUCGGACCGCUCCUGGGAUGGAAGGAACCGCCGCCGGUGGACGACAGCAUCUGCCGUAUCACAGAGGAGCCGGGCUACGCGCUCUUCUCCUCGCUUUUCUCUUUCUACCUCCCGCUCAUGGUCAUUCUCAUCAUGUAUUUUAGGGUGUAUGUGGUGGCCCGCAGGACUACUAAGAGCCUGGAGGCGGGCGUCAAACGGGAGAGAGACAAGUCUAUGGAAGUGGUGCUCCGGAUACACUGUCGCAGCGUCCUGGAAGACGCGCGUCCCGCCAGCUCAAAGAGCAGCAAGAACCACCCGUUCCGAAGUUCUCUGUCAGUGCGGCUGAUGAAGUUCUCCAGGGAGAAAAAGGCUGCCAAGACCCUGGCGAUCGUUGUGGGGAUGUUUAUCCUCUGCUGGCUGCCCUUUUUCUUCUUCCUGCCACUGGGUUCCCUCUUCCCGGCACUGAAGCCUUCUGAUACCGUGUUCAAAGUGGUCUUUUGGCUGGGAUACUUCAACAGCUGCAUCAACCCAAUGAUCUACCCCUGCUCCAGCAAAGAGUUCCAGCGGGCCUUCACCCGGCUCCUCAGGUGCCAGUGUCGCCAGAAACGGAGGAUCCUGCGUCGCUUCUACGACCAGAGGUGGCGGACAGCUGUCAAGGGAAUGACAAGGGAUCAGCGGGGAGAGUACAAGCUAAGCUAUGCUGUACAAGAAUCCUGCGGCAGGUCCUUGUUGCACAAGCGCAAAGGCCGCACGCUGGGUUUCAAGAGAUGGAGCCUGUUUCCACCACUGCAAAAGUCUUCCUUCCAGCUCAAAGAGAAAGUGAACAAUCUGUCGAAUAAAAUCAAGGGCGGGACAGGAAAGGGUACAACACCUGCACUGGGCCGAAUUGAUACAGUGGACACAGUCUCAAUGGGGAUUUACAACUCUUGUGAGCAGAGCGGUUAUCAGUUCUAUGAUCUGGCAGAAUGCUAUGGCCUAAAAGAGACAGACAUUUAGUGGUCCACAGGAGACUUCUUUAUUUAUUUUCAAAGGACCACAUUGGGCCAACAUGCAAGAAAGACCGUGAUAUGGGAUCAUUUUGUGUUCACAACAUAUCUGAGAAUCAUAGCUUGAUUAAAGCUGAGAAUAAUGGCUUGAUCCCAGCAAAAACAGGACAAAAACUUUAUCUCAGUCCCUCGUGAACGUCAUGUUUAUUUAGACGAAACUUGUUGUGAACCACGUAAAGCAGUGGAAGUGGACACGGUAGUAGCCAACUGCUUGUAUUUGCUGCUGCCACUUGAAGGCCCUGCCCGUGCCUUGACGUUACCCAGCCUGUAAUGUCUUUUGGCACAGCAAUGUCCGACGCCAAGAUCAUUAUUACUGUUACAAUUACUGUGUUUUGUACCAGACAGUCUCCACGUCUUUAAGUAUUAGUCAGCUGAUACUGUGUGAUGACGACUAAAUGGUGACGGCUUUGCUGAAAAAAAAAAGAAAAAAAAAAAACAUAAGUGCAAUUUUAACAGUUGUCACAAUGUCUGAUUGAAUCAAAUGUAAAAUGUCGGACUGAACUAUGACUGAAUUCAUCUGUCACUUCUUCUGUUUAGACAAGGCAUUGUAAAGAUAAGAGGCCAGCAAAGAACAAAGAUGCUUUUUCUGUUGAGUCGAAUAAGUUAACCUGGCACCACCUAACUAUGAUUUGAAUUUCCAAGUGAAUGCUAAUGUGAAAUGAAUAUGCUUUUUUUGUACUUUUGAUGUCAUGUUUAUGUCAGAUGAAAAGCAAAAUAAAAAGAUGAGAAAAAAAAAUGAGAUUUUCAUUUACAUUUUCAGUUAAGUUACAUUAAAGCCACCUCUGUAUUUGAUUUGAAGAAAAAUAUUCGGUCCAUCCUGAAGAUGUCACUAUUGUUUGUCACCUGUUUUACCUCCUUUUCACAGGAGGAGCUAAGGUGAUUUGUUUAGAGACGAAAUACAAGCGAAAUUGACGGAAAUAAUUUAUCAUUUGCAUGUUGAACAGCGUAGGAACAAAUACAAAAAAAGAUUUUAGGAAUUAAAAGACAGAGAGACACCCACAUCAGGCGUGAGCUGCAGGCAACACCAAGCAAGAGGG